Diabrotica virgifera virgifera (western corn rootworm) is the source of this 2081-nucleotide messenger RNA. RefSeq names its product cilia- and flagella-associated protein 206. The transcript is spliced from 10 exons. NCBI's taxonomy places the organism in Eukaryota, Metazoa, Arthropoda, Insecta, Coleoptera, Chrysomelidae. Bases 130 to 2058 code for a protein of 642 amino acids. The record is from RefSeq and is a predicted model, not a curated record. Gene Ontology annotation, biological process: regulation of cilium beat frequency. Gene Ontology annotation, cellular component: axoneme; ciliary basal body.
AUGAUACAGAAAUGUCAUAAUCAGAGUGAGUUUUUAUUCCACAAUUUGAAACAGCAAAUAUUUUGGAUGUGGGGAAUGUGAAAUAAACUGUAAUUAUACGGGAAAAGUUAAAAAUAUCUUCAAACUAAAAUGUCAAUACAAUUUGAGGUUCAUCAGACAAUAAAAAAUAUUGUUAGGGAAAUAGUAAAAGAGUUUGCCAAACUCCCAAAUAUUGUAGCCGACCAAAAUUUAAUAACAUUUUAUGUAAAACUACUGCUUCACGAUCCAAAUUGGCAAGUUGAAGGUAAAGUUCUGCUUGCAAGAGAAAAAAUUCAAAAGUUUAUAAGAUUCGUUGUCAAUCAAUUCCAACGUGAUAAAGAACCCGACAUAGUGGCUAUUAAAAUACAACAUUCAUUUUCUCAAACGUUUAAGCGGAAACAUGAAAUAGCUAACCAAAGACGAGAAAAUUUGGCAGAACGUCUAGGCCCCCUUAGGGUGGCAAUUUUAGAACGACGUAGGACCGAUACGGAUCUCUCUAACUUAUUUCAUCAAGUCGUAGUGUAUUUUGUACUGUUUUCUGGAAUGGGAGAUCCAACAAUACCAGAAAUAUAUAAACACAACAAAGUUGUCGUUAGCAGCGUGUUAACCAAUGACGAACUGAAAGAAUUUGUUAACAAACCUUAUGUGGUUAGACAGGAAGAACUAUCCACAAUGGUUAAAGUUUGUACUGGUAUAAGAAUUUUUAACAUGAAUUGUAACAGAGGAGAUAAAGGAGUACCAAACUUACCAGAUUUAACGUUUAAUGCGAUAGAUGCUUUAAGUGACAAUUUGGAAUACAUAAUUGGUGGUAUCGCCGGACAAAUAGACAUCUUAUCUGAAGCAAUAUCGAGCUGCUUUGAACCCUUCAUUGCAAAACAACAGGUUUUGCUAAAGAUAGUUUUCCCAGAAAAUAGUAUCUUUGACAGAAAAGACGUCGAGUAUUGUAUCCAUCUUGUACUAGUCUAUAAGCAGUUUCAAGAAGCAAUUCAAUUUCUAGCACAUGACGUCGCAAUACAAAAAAGGGCUUUACUGAAAAUAUAUCAACAAUAUAACGAAAUUAUAGCAGAGCUGAAUAGCACUGUUGUACCAAAUUUUCAUAUACAUGUAGACACGGUAUUUCCACACUUCAUCCAGUUGAGCGAAAUUUGGUCGACCUUUCAAGAUUCAGUAGUUCUCCUCAACAUAUUCAAAAGAGUAGUAAAACAUCUUGAUAAGUUAGUGAAUAAACUGGAAUUCAGUAAUAGCCUCGUUACCCAUUACUUGAACAUAGUCCCUCAAAAAUUUUACGACGAGAGUGGCUUGAACUUGUCGGAUAUAUUUGAAGAUGCUAGUGCCGAUUGCAAGAUUUAUACCAAGCACGAUGUAGAAGUUUUAAGUUGCGAAAGUGGUGGAAAAGUUUUUUAUGAGUAUGAAGGUCAUUGUUGCUGGAGGCUAGUAUUAACAAAUGGGUUUUUGCUAAAAGGAAGUGAAAUGUAUGGUAUUGUUAAUUACAAUUCAAGAUAUUACAUAUUUUCGUCUCCAUUGGCUGUAAAAUGCUUCGCCAAGGAACCAGACUAUUACAUCAACUAUGUACUUCAUCUAGCACGCAAAAGAUGUGGAUUAAUUUUAUAUUUAAAAUUAAGUGAAGACCUAAUAAACGCUAAGAAUAAACUGGACUUAGUUACAAUGGAUAAUGAUCAGACUGUAACCUACGCUGAGCGUGAAUGUCAGUGUGAGCCUGAUAUAGAAGACCAUAUUGACAGAUCUUAUCAUCAUAGCCUAUGGUGGCAUAGAGCACAGGCUUUGCAAGUGGCAAAACUUCAAAGUUGCAAGACAGUAAGCACAAUGACAGAUAAGACUUUCUGUAAGAAUACUUCGCACGUCCAGACCUAUACCAAAAAAGAUAAGCAAGUUACUACCACCUCUAAAAAAUCUACAAAUACACCAACACCUUUAUCUUUUAUCUAUGGUUUAAGAAAUGACAGGGAAGGAAAACGGCAAGCGCACCUAAAUCUAACUUUUUGGGAGUUUAAAUCUGAACUACAAAAAAUUAAUGAAUAAAUAAAUAAAUAGUCAGUAACUAG